Molecule: messenger RNA, 801 nt
Organism: Cordyceps fumosorosea ARSEF 2679
Lineage: Eukaryota; Fungi; Ascomycota; Sordariomycetes; Hypocreales; Cordycipitaceae
Product: GDSL Lipase/Acylhydrolase family protein
Exons: 4
Coding region: 1-801 (266 amino acids)
Source: RefSeq, a predicted model, not a curated record
AUGGCUGUACCUUAUCCUCAGAUCGUCUUGCUGGGCGACUCGCUGUUCCAGUUCUCUGUCGAGACCGACGAUGGCUUCUCGUUUGAGGCAGCGCUUCAAUCUAGAUAUUCUCGUCGACUCGAUGUCGUGAACCGCGGCUUGUCUGGAUACAACACGGCCAACGUGUUGGAAUACUUUGAUCGUCUGUUCCCGGAGAAGACACCAUCCUCCCCAGAAAUAAGAUACUUGAAGCAGGUCAUUCUUCUCGGUGCCAACGACGCCGUCCUGCCGCUCCCAGACACAUGGCAGCAUGUUCCUCUUGAGCAGUAUGGUGAGAAUCUCUGCAAGAUUAUUAAACAUCCCCGCAUUGAGGCGCAUAAUCCCAAGAUAUUACUUGUGGCGCCACCACCACUAGACGAGAUUAAGACGACGCAGGAUGAUCUAUCGGAAGGAUUCGCGUGCAGCAUACGCCGCGCAGCAGUCAGCGCUCAGUAUUCACAGAAAGCUCGAGAUGUGGCCGCGAAGUAUGAGAAUGUGACGCUCAUCGAUUUGUACAAGGUUUUGAUGGACAAGGCCAUUGAGAUGGUUCCCGACGACUACGAAAAGGGCGGUCCGUUGCCAGGCACGCCAGAGAAUGGCAAACAUGCAGGACUUGAGAAGCUUCUACCCGACGGUUUGCAUCUGGGUGGCCUGGCAUAUAGAGAAUUUUACAAGACCUUGUGGCCUCAUAUUGGACAUGAAUGGCUUCAUCUGCCUGAGGGAGACAGGACGGGCUAUGUUUUUCCCGACUGGAGGACGUUUCAGCCAAAGAAUACAGAGUAG